UCGGGGCGGGGCCCGCCGGGCGCGGGCGCAGGCGCAGGCGCACGGAGAGGCCGCGUGGGGCGCGGGGGGAGGCGGCGCUGGGCCGGAGGGGCCCGCGGCGGGAGAUUCCGGGGCGGCGAGAGCGGAUUUGCCUUCUUGGGAUCCCAUGGCUUUCCUGACUGGGCUCAGGGGCCCUCUCACCCACAUCAGCAGCGGCCUCGGCUGGCGCUGUUUCAGCACCACCGGGACCCUUGGAGCGAUUCAGAAGAUGACGCGGGUGCGCGUGGUGGACAACAGCGCCCUGGGGAACACGCCGUACCACCGCCCUCCCCGCUGCAUCCACGUCUACAACAAGAACGGGGUGGGCAAGGUGGGCGACCGCAUACUGCUGGCCAUCAAGGGGCAGAAGAAAAAGGCGCUCAUCGUGGGGCACUGCAUGCCCGGUCCCCGGAUGACGCCCCGGUUCGACUCCAACAACGUGGUCCUCAUCGAGGACAAUGGGAACCCCGUGGGCACCCGCAUUAAGACGCCCAUCCCCACCAGCCUGCGCCGCCGGGAAGGCGAGUUCUCCAAGGUGCUGGCCAUCGCGCAGAACUUUGUGUGAGCGGAGCCGGCCGCCGCCACCGCUGAGUGGCUCACGGGGGAGCAGUUCUGGAGGCCGCGCCCUGGCUGGAGGGGAGCGUGGGGUCCCAUGGCUGGGGAACAGUGUCCUGUGAGAAAUAAACAUGUUCACAUGUG
Molecule: messenger RNA, 717 nt
Organism: Pipistrellus kuhlii (Kuhl's pipistrelle)
Lineage: Eukaryota; Metazoa; Chordata; Mammalia; Chiroptera; Vespertilionidae
Gene: MRPL14
Product: mitochondrial ribosomal protein L14
Exons: 3
Coding region: 146-583 (145 amino acids)
Biological process (GO): translation
Cellular component (GO): mitochondrion; ribosome
Molecular function (GO): structural constituent of ribosome
Source: RefSeq, a predicted model, not a curated record